AUGGGAUUCUAAAUGGUCGACAUUAUUAUGUCUGUUAGGUAGAAAAUCAAAUUUGAUAAAUUGAAUAUGAGAAUUGGUAUACAUACUGGAUAAGUAACAGGAGGUAUCAUAGGAACUGAUAUUGUUCGAUAUGAUAUCUAUGGAAAAGAUGUCUCUAUUGCUAAUAAAAUGGAAAGUAGUGGAGUUGAAGGAAGAGUACAAGUCUCUGAAACAACUAAAUUAAUGAUUGAAAGAGCUGAAAAACAUGCUUUUAACUUUAAAUUUCACCAUGUAAUUUUUUGAUUUCUAAUAUAGGAUGUUGAAUUGAAUAAAUUUAAUAUGAAUAUCAAAGGAUUCCUUGUUGAUUGGGAUAAAAGAAGAGAAGAUGCUAGUAUAGAUCCUUACAGAUCCCCAAGUCGAAAUUAAUGA
Paramecium pentaurelia is the source of this 408-nucleotide messenger RNA. NCBI's taxonomy places the organism in Eukaryota, Ciliophora, Oligohymenophorea, Peniculida, Parameciidae. The record is from the annotation of a GenBank genome assembly.